CAUGCGCAGGAGGAAUGAUUCCUAUGUGAACGCGACACAGAUCCUCAAGGUCGCCGGGGUGGACAAAGGUCGUCGAACCAAGAUUCUUGAGAAAGAAAUCCUGCCUGGGAAACACGAGAUUGUUCAGGGAGGAUACGGCAAGUAUCAAGGAACAUGGAUUCCUCUGGAACGCGGACGCGACAUCGCGCUACAAUAUGGAGUGGCGCCCUUACUCGCUCCUCUGUUUGAUUUUACCCCGAGUACAAACGCGCUUGGAGCAUUGCCAGUUAGCACGCCAGUCGGUACAGCUUCUCCUCGCCCACUCUCUGCUUCCUCCUCCUAUUCCAGCAUUGGUGCACCAGGGAACUAUAUGGGAGCGCUACCGUCCUCUCUGGCCCCACCUCCCAUCAUGCCUGGCUCGGCACUUCGCCUUCUUAACCAAGGAAGGGCUCAAGGCCUCUUCACCCCUACGACCUCUGGUAUCUCAGCGUUGAACCAAACCCGUCCUUCUGGGUUUGCCUCCCCUGGUCCUUAUCCAGGAGGGUCAUUUAGCCAAUCUCCUCAUCCCCAAACAUCCGAAACUCCUCCACCCAGUACUGCCACUCUAAAACGAAACAGGUCAGAAGCCGACGUCGAUACAAUAGGCGGGACGCAUCCAGAUUUUCUGCAAGCAGAUCGCUCAAGACCAGCUUCCGCCAAUUCGCAGGCCAACGGCGAAGACAACCCUUCGCCCGCCAAACGUCCUCGGACCGACUCUGUAACUCAAGAACCUCAUUCCCUUUCACAACCCACGACAUGGCCAUCAUCCUCGAGAACACACCAGCCUGGUUUCAACGGAACCCCACGUCCCUCCAGCUCGCUCUCCUUAACAAACGGCGCUUCUGGCGCCCCAAUGAGUCGAUCCCCCGAACUCGACGUCCACAAAACACGCUUCGCUUCAAAGCCACUGCUGCCUCGCCCAGGCCAGGCAUCUUCUCACUACAAGGACGGCAGAAGGGCCGCCGUUGUGGCAGCAAUAUGCCAACGAGACGACCCUAUCGUCGUCCUGGACCUUCUGCGCGAAAUAUGCUCGGACCCAGGGCAUUCCGAUGCUUCUGUCGGCACACUGGAAGUCGACACGAUCCUGGAUGAUCAAGGGCACACAGCCCUCCACCUAGCGGCAAGCAUGGGCCGGCAACAAACCGUCGCCUUGCUCAUAACGAACGGGGCGGACAUGCACCGUGGAAACUUCCUCGGCGAGACACCUCUUAUCCGUGCUUGCAUUGCGACACACAAUGCCGACCUCCAAACAUUCGGCGACCUAGUGGUUGCCCUACAUCCCUCCAUUCGGACUCUGGACACAUCACGGAAGUCAGUCAUUCAUCAUAUUGUUGCACUCGCGGGCGUCAAGGGACGUGCUGUCGCCGCACGAUAUUACAUGGAUCAAAUUUUCAUGUGGGUUGCACAGCAGCAAGGAGGCGACUUCCGUUCGAUAGUUGACCUGCAGGACGAGCAUGGCGACACUGCAUUAAACAUUGCUGCAAGGGUUGGGAAUCGGAGUCUUGUCAGGACCUUGUUGGAUGUCGGUGCAAAUCGAAUAUUGCCAAAUAAAUUGGGUCUCCGCCCUGGUGAUUUCGGUGUCGAGACAGAGGAGCUGAGUGGCGGUCCAAGAGCAGAGGAUAUUCUAUCGUCACUGCGUUCUGGUCCUCCUGUACCCGUUCAAAAGAGCCAAGAUGUCAUUGCUGACAUGACCUCAAUGAUCCAAAAUCUAAGCUCCGAGUUCCAGACAGAAAUAAAGACAAAACAAGACGCCCUCGACGUGACCCAAGCCCAUCUACGUGCAGCUACCCGCGAGCUCUCCGAACAACGGAAACAAAUCCAAGCCUGGCAAACACGAUGCGGCGAGCUUGAUCAGAUCAAUCAGCGCAUCCGGAAUGUGCAGAAGGCCAUCAAGGACGAGGACCAGUUAGAUUGGACAGGGCGAACAAAUCUCGACGGCACCGACGCCCGCGACACGGCUGGUCCAAGCUUUGCUUAUAGAGGUGCCAGCUCGACGAUGAUUGGUGUUGGAGGUUCAGUGGAUAUUUCGUUCAAUGUGGAUUCGGAGCCGCCUCUGCCUUCUGGUGACUCUGUGGUAACACUGAUUAAGCUGAGGAGGCUCAAGAUGUGGCAUGUGCGGAUGGAGGAGCUGGUGAAUGCGAGGUUGAAGGGGCUCCAGGGUGCAAGUGCGGAGAAGGAAUAUCAAUGCAAAAAGAUUGUGGCUCUAUGCACUGGACUUCCAAUUGACAGGGUCGAAGAGAUGCUGGAAAAUCUUGUUAUAGCUGUUGAGAGUGAGGCACAGAUUGUUGAUUUGGGCCGCGUCUCUGGCUUUAUGCAAAAGGUUCGAGACGGCAUUAUAUA
Molecule: messenger RNA, 2358 nt
Organism: Cyclocybe aegerita
Lineage: Eukaryota; Fungi; Basidiomycota; Agaricomycetes; Agaricales; Hemipholiotaceae
Source: the annotation of a GenBank genome assembly